UAAACUCCACAUACCUACAGUGUGUAAUCGCGGUGUUACGUCUACCAUCGUCCACUACAGCGACAGUGCAGUGGCAAAUCAACUCGUGACUUUGGUGCGAACGGUUCUUCAACACCAUCCGUCGCCGCAGCAGCAGCAGCUAGUGAGUAGAGCUUGAUUUUCAUUUCAUUUCCUUCCUUCGAUUCCGGUUCCGAGUCCGAUCCAGCGAUGGCAAGCAACACCCAGGGAAUCCAGCAGCUGCUGGCCGCUGAGAAGAAGGCCGCCGAAAAGGUCGGAGAGGCCCGCAAACGCAAGGCCCGCCGUCUAAAGCAGGCCAAGGAUGAGGCCACCGAAGAGAUCGAGAAGUAUCGCUCCGAGCGCGAAAAGCAAUUCAAGGAUUUCGAAGCUAAGCACAUCGGCUCGCGCGAGGGUGUCUCGAACAAGAUUGACGCCGACACUCGGGUGCGCAUCGACGAGAUGAACCGGGCCCUCAGCUCUCACAAGGAGUUCGUCAUCAAGGAUGUGCUCGAGUACGUCUAUGCCAUCAAGCUGGAACUGCACAAGAACUACCGCCAAUAAGAGGAGGGUGUGGAAACGGAAACCUCACUGGGCCCACCGGAAACACGCCCCACCAGGUGGAACAGUAGGAGAAGGAGGAGGAGGAGGAAGAUAAUUUCCAUUCAUUUGCAUCCGCGCUGGCUAUUUUUGAUUCGUUUUCACAAAUGUGAUUUUGUAAAACCUUCGCCACAUUCCCUGGCGCCAUGGAUUGUACAGUACUUUUCUCGCUCGUUUUUUUUUGUUUAAAAUAUUUUUGAAAUUUUUCGCUGAAGAUGAGAUGUGGUGUCACGACGAUAUCACAUCACUAUAUUUAUAGUAUUAACUAAAAUGUAAGAUCAUGUAAGAAGGAAACGCUCUAGGUUAAGAAAAAUAAAAUAAGAACACCAA
Messenger RNA from Aedes aegypti (yellow fever mosquito), 924 nucleotides. Its product is annotated as V-type proton ATPase subunit G. NCBI's taxonomy places the organism in Eukaryota, Metazoa, Arthropoda, Insecta, Diptera, Culicidae. Gene Ontology annotation, cellular component: vacuolar proton-transporting V-type ATPase complex. The transcript is spliced from 3 exons. The coding region runs from base 208 to 558 and encodes 116 amino acids. Gene Ontology annotation, molecular function: proton-transporting ATPase activity, rotational mechanism. The record is from RefSeq and is a predicted model, not a curated record. Gene Ontology annotation, biological process: proton transmembrane transport.